Melampsora larici-populina 98AG31 is the source of this 1635-nucleotide messenger RNA. RefSeq lists its product as uncharacterized. The transcript has 12 exons. Gene Ontology annotation, biological process: intracellular signal transduction; protein phosphorylation. Bases 1 to 1635 code for a protein of 544 amino acids. The record is from RefSeq and is a predicted model, not a curated record. Gene Ontology annotation, molecular function: ATP binding; protein serine/threonine kinase activity. NCBI's taxonomy places the organism in Eukaryota, Fungi, Basidiomycota, Pucciniomycetes, Pucciniales, Melampsoraceae.
AUGUCGGCGGGUUUAUCAGUCUACGCGAACUCACCGUAUCCACUUAUCAAAGGCUAUGCGAUUGGACCCGAUAUUGCCGAAGGUGGUUUUUCGAGAGUUUAUCGAGCUUACAACCAGGAUAUCUCAACUUUCGCUGCAGUCAAAGUGAUUUCGUUGGUUAACAAAAAAUCAAAUCCAACUUUAGAUGAAGCAUCAUAUAAACGUAUUAAGAAAGAAAUCAAAGUUCACAAAACCCUCAAGCACUCAAAUAUACUUGAAUUGAUCGAUAGCCUCGAGGACCAUGAAGGUUUACCAUCUCGAAACAUACCACCGGCCUUUUAUAUCAUCCUGGAGUAUGCUGCUAGUGGCGAUUUAUUUGAUCAACUGAUCCCAGAUGUCGGAUUGCACAAUGAUUUAGAAUUGAUUCACUUUUACUUUCGUCAAUUGAUGUCUGGUCUAUAUUUUUGCCAUAGUAAAGGAGUAGUGCAUCGGGAUUUGAAACCGGAGAAUAUACUUCUAGAUGGGAAUGGAAAUCUCUUACUUUCAGACUUUGGCCUUUGCUCUGUCUAUAAAUACAACGGAAAGGAAAGAAUGUUAUCUGAGAUCUGCGGAAGCGCACCUUACGCAGCUCCAGAGUUAGCAUUUGGUCGACCUUAUCAUGGUCCAGCAAUCGACAUGUGGUCUUCUGGUAUCAUUCUCUAUGUCCUCCUGGUCGGAAACACGCCUUGGGACACUCCAACUCUGGAAAGUCCCGAGUUUGCAGCUUACGUAGACGGGUCUAUAUGGCACACGGAUCCAUGGACGCGAAUAAAUCAUGAAUUAAAACAUUUCUUGCAACAAAUGAUGCACAUAGACCCGGAGUUAAGAAUGAACAUGACUCAACUUGUAAAGGACCCAUGGUUUAAAAGGAAAAACUGUCUGAUGAAUCGUGAGGGACUAGCUUUAUCUGCUGAAACUCUCGCAGUCCGACUUGCCAAACAGCGUCAGAACGCUGAUGAGGGUACUCAUUUCGAUGAAGAGAACCAUUUCAAUAGUUGUACCGAAAUGGCUAUCCCAAAAGAUUCCAAUUUCGAUCCUAAUAGUACAUCACUACCUCAAAUGUCUCAAGAAAUGGCCAAGUCACAAAUUGCUGCACGUUACUUGAACGACACGGCUGCAAAUCCUACUCAACCUUUCUCUUGCACAGUUCGAUUAUUUACUCAAAACCCUACUUUAGCAUCCCAAAAGAUGCUUCAUGGAAAUACUUCAACAAUGUUUAUAUCUAAAUCAUCAAUAGAAGAACUCGUAACGGCUUUUACCGCAGCUCUUGAUGUGGUCAAUGUUCAACACGCUGUCAAACCAUUAAUGAAUGAUUUAAAUCAAGAUCAAAGUCAAAAGUAUCAAGGAGGGGUGAAGUUUCAAGUAGCAUUUACUGAUAAUCGAAAACAAAAAAUGAUUGGAUCAUUAAGAAUUGAGCCGAUUAUUGAUACUGAUUCAGAAGUUUCAACAAACGUUGGUACUGAUUCAAUGGAGAUUGAUGAUAAAAGUAAAGUAGAAGUUCAGGAAGUGAUUUGGAGUGUAAUUUUUAGAAGACAAAAAGGUGAUGUUUUACGAUGGAGACAAAAAUAUGAAGAACUCUUUAGUCAUUUACCUGACGGAAUUGUUUUGGCUAGAUAA